UAGCUUUGCUGCCAACUAAAUAUAUCAGUGCUGCAGAGGGGACCUAGUUGACAUUUUUGAGGUGGUUUUGAUGCCAAAAUGCCAACCUUCGAUGAGAUUUUAGAGCAUAUUGGAGAAUUUGACAGGUUCCAGAAGCAAACCUUUUUUGUCCUAUGUUUGUUAUCUGUUUGCUUCACCCCAGUGUACGUGGGGGUCGUCUUCUUUGCGUUCACCCCUGAGCAUCGCUGCUCCAGCCCCGGGGUGGCUGAGCUGAGCCAGCGGUGCGGCUGGAGCCUGGAAGAGCAGCUGAAUCACACAGUUCCCGAGUGGGAUGGCCACGGGGGCAGCUUCAGCAGCCGCUGCAGGAGGUACGAGGUGGACUGGAACACCACAGGCAUCAGCUGCACUGACCCCCUCGGCAGCCUGGUGGGCAGUGGGAGCAGCGUGCCCCUCGGUCCCUGCCGGGAUGGCUGGGUCUACGACUCCCCAGGGAGCUCUCUCGUGACAGAGUUUGACCUGGUGUGUGAGGACUCCUGGAAGUUGGAUCUCUUUCAGUCUUCUGUGAACGCUGGUUUUUUUCUUGGCUCCAUAAAGAUUGGCUACAUUGCAGACAGGUUUGGCCGUAAAUUUUGCCUUUUAACAACAAUUGUUGUAAAUAUUGUGUGUGGAAUCCUUCUGGUCUUCGUGCCCACCUACCUGUGGAUAGUCAUCAUCCGGUUCUUGCAAGGGCUGGUCAGCAAGGGCUGCUGGACUGCAGGCUACAUCCUGGUGACAGAAGUGGUUGGCCCGGAUUACCGGAGGACGGUGGGGAUCCUCUACCAGGCGGCUUUCUCCGUCGGGCUCCUGCUCUUCGAUGCCAUCGCUUACGCCAUCCCUCACUGGCGGUGGCUGCAGCUCACGGUCACCCUGCCGACCUGCUUCCUCCUGCUCUACUACUGGUGCCUCCCAGAGUCUCCCAGGUGGCUGAUAUCUCAAGGAAAAAAUGACAAAGCCAUGAAAAUUGUCAGCGAUAUAGCUAAAAAAAAUCGGAAAAAGAUGCCUUCCCAUUUUAAGGACAUUAAAUUUGAAGAGGAAGAUUGUGGAAAGCAGAAUCCAUCACUGAUGGAUCUCUUCAGGACACCACAGAUAAGAAGAAACACGCUCAUUUUGAUGUACAACUGGUUCACGAGCUCCAUCCUCUACCAGGGGCUCAUCAUGCACAUGGGAAUGGCUGCUGAGAACAUUUAUCUGGAUUUUCUCUAUUCUGCACUUGUUGAGUUCCCAGCUGCCUUCAUCAUCAUCAUCACUAUUGACCGUGUCGGGCGGCGCUACCCCUGGGCCGUGUCAAACCUGGUGGCUGGGGCCGCCUGCCUUGCCACAGCCCUCAUCCCAGAGGACAUGCAUUGGUUAAAAGUGAUAACUGCUUGCAUUGGGAGAAUGGGAAUUACAAUGGCUUUUGAAAUGGUUUGCUUUGUAAACACAGAACUGUAUCCAACUUAUAUCAGGAAUCUCGGGGUGAUGGUUUGCUCCUCUUUGUGUGAUAUUGGUGGAGUCAUCGUCCCCUUCAUUGUCUACAGACUGGUGGAGAUCUGGCACGAUCUGCCACUGAUUGUCUUCACUGUGCUUGGUUUGAUUGCGGGUGGAUUGGUGCUCCUUCUGCCUGAAACUAAAGGAAGAGUUUUGCCUGAGACUGUGGAGGAUGUUGAAAACUUUCACAGGCAAAGUGCUCCAAAGACCAAAAAUAUCUAUCUCCAUGUCCAAGGAUCAGAAGCAGGACGUGGCUGAAGAAGGCGUAACUCUUGCUGGGUAGUCUCCUUUAGGGCAGUAGCGUGGAAAUGCCACUUAGAAUAAAUACUCUUUCAAAA
This is a messenger RNA of Poecile atricapillus (Black-capped chickadee), 1823 nucleotides long. Its product is annotated as solute carrier family 22 member 2-like. Gene Ontology annotation, cellular component: membrane. The transcript is spliced from 11 exons. The record is from RefSeq and is a predicted model, not a curated record. Bases 79 to 1743 code for a protein of 554 amino acids. Gene Ontology annotation, biological process: transmembrane transport. Lineage: Eukaryota; Metazoa; Chordata; Aves; Passeriformes; Paridae.